This is a messenger RNA of Caenorhabditis remanei, 2712 nucleotides long. RefSeq lists its product as uncharacterized. The transcript is spliced from 19 exons. Lineage: Eukaryota; Metazoa; Nematoda; Chromadorea; Rhabditida; Rhabditidae. Gene Ontology annotation, molecular function: calcium ion binding; serine-type endopeptidase inhibitor activity. Bases 1 to 2712 code for a protein of 903 amino acids. The record is from RefSeq and is a predicted model, not a curated record.
AUGUUUCUACUUCAACCCUUUUUCUUCUUUUUUCUGAUAUUUUUGAAUCAAGUCCAGUCGAAAGAUGAACCAUUAUUUGUCAAGAACAACGAAGACAUCUGUCUUGAAGACGUUGACCCGGGACCGUGUCAAUACUACCAGGUGCAAUGGUUUUGGGAUCAGAUGGCCGAGGAAUGCAAAGAAUUUCAUUAUGGUGGAUGUAUGGGGACUAAGAAUCGGUUCUCCUCGAAGCAACAAUGUGUGAAGCAGUGCAAGUAUAAGAUGUUUAAUCCGGUGGCUGUGCCAGAUCUCUGCCUCCUGGACGCCGACCAAGGUCACUGUGGAGACGAGCGUAACGGUCACUGGUGGUACUUUUUUAAUCAGGAAUCCGGGGAAUGCGAGAAGUUUUUCUAUUAUGGAUGCGGAGGGAAUGAUAACAAGUUCUAUAGUUUGCACAUGUGUCGGAAAGUUUGUGCGGAACGGUUGUCGCCACAGAUUGCCUGCGACCAAUGCGACCUUCGUACCUCCUUCUGCAAAUCUCACUCGAAAUUCAACUACACUUGUGAAUGUCGAAGUGGAUAUGAGAAGAAUCAAUAUGGAGAGUGUCUAGACAUCGACGAGUGUCGUGGCUACAAAGCGGUGUGCGAUAAAAACGCGUGGUGUGUCAACGAGAUCGGCUCUUAUAAAUGUGAAUGUAUGGCGUCUUAUCGGGGCGACGGGAAACAUUGUACCUACGUGGGACUGGGUAGAUCAUCGAUCGAUUGUAAGGAUUGCUCUAUUCAUGCCACUUGUAUGAACGGGGUGUGCCAGUGUAAGCAAGGAUACGAGGGCGAUGGAUUCAAUUGUACAGACGUGAACGAAUGCCUUCGCCGCCCGGAAAUGUGCGACAAAAACGCGGAAUGCAUCAACCGAGACGGAAGUUUCAUUUGCACUUGUCUCGCCGGUUACGCAGGCAACGGCUAUAACUGUACCGUCUCAAAAAAUUCCUGUCUGGAUAAGUUCGAUCACGACUAUAAGGACACGUGUAGCAAUGAAAAUUGGCGGCCACACUUUUAUUUCAAUCAUCAGACAAGAAUGUGCGAACAAUUCUGGUACGACGGCUGUCGUGGCCGUUCCCGUAACAUCUUCUCCGAAUACGACACGUGUACAUCAAUGUGUGAGGAGACGAAUGUGCUCACCAGAGCAGAGGUCUGCUGGGACAAGUUUGAUAUGAACUACAGGAAUCAGUGCUUGAAUGGUCAAUGGCAACAACGCUACUAUUUCGACCACGCCUCGCUGACAUGCCGUCAAUUCUGGUUCGACGGAUGCCGUUCGGAUUCCAGGAACAUCUUUGACGACCAACUGACAUGUCAAUGGCUAUGUGAAUCUCAACCAAUGUACAAGUCGAGAUCGUGCCUUGAAGAUUUCGAUGAAGGGCUCAAGAAAGAGUGCAAUGGUGGAAGAUGGCGACAACAGUACUACUUUGAUAAGGGUUCCAAGAAAUGCUUCCCAUUCUGGUACGACGGCUGUAAGGGAGAAAACGAGAACAUAUUCCAAGACGAGCUGACUUGCCUCCACACUUGUGAGAAUCCUGCCAAGAAAGAUCCAAAAAAGCCAUGGCACAAUAAUGACAAAUUCAAGAUGAAGGAGAUAAUUGGUGAUAUUUAUAAACCCAACGUAACCGACACAUGUCUUGCCAAGAACCCCUGUAAACACAAUGGAACCUGUAUUUUUGUUUGGAAAAAGGACACUCAUUACUGCAAGUGUCAACCCGGCUACCAUGGUAACAACUGUGAGAAGAUAGUUGAUUUCGACCCCUGCGCAGAGAAGCCGUGUUUAAACGGUGCCACGUGUCAGUUGAAGUAUAACGAUGACGAUGUGGAUGAGAAGCCGACGUACGAGUGUUUCUGUGCCGCCGGGUUUGGAGGACCAAAGUGUGAUGAGAGACCAUGUGAAACCAAUCCAUGCCUCAACAAUGGUACGUGCCGUACUACCAAAGGGUACAGUACCUACUUUUGCGAGUGCGCCACCGGAUUUGGCGGGAAGAAUUGUGAUGUUUCCAUCGGCAACACGCCACCCGAGGAGAAAUUCGGACGAAAUGUUGAGCAGAUUUCAAGUGGAAAAGAAGAGUGGAUCGCCCAAAUGAGACAGCGGUUGAAGGAGACUGGAGGAGGGAUCGGUGGAGCGUCGGGGACUGGAUUGAAGACUCAGGCUGGAAAUGGAACUACCGGAAGUGGAAGUGGUGGUGGAGGGUCAUCUGGAGAGAAGUCCGGGGAGAAAAAGUCGGGGAAGAAUAAGAAGAGUAAGGCGACACAGGUGGCAGAUGAGCCCUAUAAAGACCCCGCCACCCGAAAACGCGAACGCGAGGAACGUGAAAAAAAGGAGGCUGAAAUUCAAGCAGCCGAAGAAGAGGAGAAACAAAGGAAGGAAUAUGAAGAGGAGCUUCAACGUAAAAAAGCAGAAGAGAUGGAGUUAGAAGCCAAAAAAGCUCUAGAAACGGCUAAUUCUGGAAUUGGAAUCCAUCUGAUUCCCCUAACCACUAAAAUGUCGUUUUUUAUGCUCCCGAUUCAUAGAUUUAAUCAAGGUUCUGCAGUAGAAUCGAACCAACACGUUGUACAAGUGGUAGUAAAGCAGAGGAAUGAUAUUCCACAAGCUCAACACGGGCACCAAUAUAAAACUGCUAUCCGUAAGGAUGUGCUCUCCAAAGACUUGUUCCGUGCCAACGAAUUCCACUAUUUUGAGGAUGAGGGCUGA